This is a messenger RNA of Myiozetetes cayanensis, 8898 nucleotides long. It is a transcript of the gene PATJ, whose product is annotated as PATJ crumbs cell polarity complex component. Lineage: Eukaryota; Metazoa; Chordata; Aves; Passeriformes; Tyrannidae. Gene Ontology annotation, molecular function: protein binding. The coding region runs from base 749 to 6166 and encodes 1805 amino acids. The transcript has 44 exons. The record is from RefSeq and is a predicted model, not a curated record.
GCAGGACGCACCCUGAACCGAGCGGAGGGUGGCGGGGCCGGGUGAGGGAAGAACGUGAUAUGAACCCUCCCUGCCCUUCUAAACACUGACUGGUGUUGGCCCACCUGGUGAAAUCGAACCUGUGGGUGUUCCUGGUGGCGUCUGGAGUUUGCUGGAUACUUUAAAAUAAGUUUUAAAAGCCCAGGAGAGGUUAAAAGUGUGACCUGUCAGCACCUGCCAAACCAGGUUAACCUGGGCUGGCAGUCAGGUGGGUCUGAUGUGCUGGCACUGUGUCCACCACACCCACAGCAGCCGGAUUAAGGAAAUUCUUUGAAAUUGUUACUUUAUCUUUGGAUGAAACUAUGCAUUGUUAAAAACGCUUUUUAUUUCUAUUUUUCAAAUGAAUAAUUAAUGCCUGGAGCAGGCAAGCUUUUAUCUUCAUCAGCAUGUGCUCUUUGUAAGAUAUUUGGUGGUGAUUACAUUUUUCUUUUCUCACUUUCUUAACAGCUGUUUAAUGCUUUUCUAGUGUGGCUGUUUCAGGUUUUUCUAGUGUUUGAAGGAGUCAGUUUUUCACUGAUGAACUACUGGGGAUCCCAGGCUGUUUAUAGGAGAUGGAGAAAUCAUUUGGGGUAAACACACCAGGAAAGGCAGCAUCACUGUCCUAAGUUCACAUCAGCUCAAGAAGCGUUUCCUGAAAACUGGACCUAGAAAGCUGGAAAAUCAACUCUGAGACGGUUAUUCUGAGGUUAUUCCAAAAAUACCCCUCAACAUGCCUGAAAAUCCUGCAGCAGAUAAGCAGCAGGUGCUGCAGAUCCUGGAUCGUCUGCAAGCAAAACUGCAUGAGAAAAGGGAUUCCCAGCACCAGGAAAACCUGGCUGUUUUACGGAACACCCUCAGGAGCCCCUUGUUUAACCAGAUACUGACUCUCCAGCAAUCCAUCAAGCAACUGAAGGAACAACUCAAUUACAUGCCUCCUGACCGCUCAGUAGAUUUUGAUUUUACUAAGAGAGGGCUGCUCGUGUUUGCUGACAAAUCAGUCACUGCUGGGACACCUUGCAGUUCACCUGGACCCAAAGCACCUCCCUUCACUCCAAACCUGGGAGUUAAUGAAUUUAACAUGAUCAUCCAACAAAUGGCAAAGGGAAGACAAAUAGAAUCAAUAAAGAUCGAUAAACCUUCUGUUGGAGGUCUCGGAUUUAGUGUGGUUGCCCUUAAAAAUCCCAGCUCGGGAGAAGUUGGUAUCUUUGUCAAGGAAGUCCAGCCAGGAAGCAUAGCUGACAGGGAUCAAAGACUGAAGGAAAAUGACCACAUACUGGCCAUUAAUUGCACCCCAUUGGAUCAGAACAUUUCCCAUCAGCACGCCAUUGCCCUCCUCCAGCAAUCCACGGGGUCCCUGCAUCUGGUCGUGGCCAGGGAGCCAGUUCAAGGGAACAGCAGAACUUCAGCUGUCUUAUUAAGUGAUGUAAAUCCACCUGAGACUAUUCACUGGGGCCACAUUGAAGACGUUGAGCUGAUUAACGAUGGUUCGGGAUUAGGCUUUGGAAUUGUAGGAGGAAAGUCAAGUGGAGUAGUUGUAAGAACGAUUGUUCCUGGGGGAUUAGCAGAUCGGGAUGGGAGGCUCCGAACAGGAGAUCACAUCCUACAGAUUGGAGGGACCAAUGUGCAAGGAAUGACCAGUGAGCAAGUUGCCCAAGUGCUGAGAAACUGUGGGAAUUCUGUUAGGAUGAUCGUUGCAAGGGACCCCAAGUGUGAAGUCAUGGAGGCUCCACCAGCUCCUGUGAGCUGGCCAGUCAGCACAUUACCUUCCCUUCAAAAUGGAAAUGAUAAUAUCAACCUUUUUGAUACCUAUGAUGUUGAACUUGUAAAAAAGAAUGGGCAAAGCCUGGGAAUAACAAUUGUUGGAUAUGCUGGCACGUGUGAUGUAGAACCUUCAGGGAUUUUUGUGAAAAAUAUAAUACCUGGUAGUGCUGCUGACCACAAUGGCCAAAUUCAUGUCCAUGACAAAAUUGUUGCUGUUGAUGGAAUUAAUAUCCAGGAUUAUACCAACCAAGAAGUGGUAGAGGUAUUGAGGAACACAGGACAGACUGUACGUCUUACUUUACUUAGAAGGAAACCUUCCUCUACUAUUUCUUCAGAAAGACCCUCAGAUAGAGUGCAGCCAACUGUUCCAAUGUUUGUGUCCCCUGGAGCUGUAGGGACUGAAAUUAGUGUGGACACUAAGAAUGAGGGAAAACAAGAACAGAAGGAUAAUCUUCAAAGUGAAAAGCAGCAGACUCUACAUAAAGCAGGAAGAGUCCCACUCCCUCCAGCACAUGAACUAAAAUCCAAGUGGGAAAACCUGCUGGGACCAGAAUACGAAGUUAUGGUUGUGAAUGUGGAUAUGCCCAUUACAGAUGAUUCAGAGCUCCAGAAGUACUCAAAGCUAUUACCCAUCCACACUUUGAGAUUAGGUGUUGAGCUUGACACGUUUGAUGGACAUCAUUAUAUAUCAUCAAUUGCUUCAGAUGGUUCAGCUGCAACACUCGGUCUUCUGCAACUGGAGGAUGAACUUCUGGAGGUAAACGGAGUCCAACUGUAUGGAAAAUCCCGGCGGGAGGCAGUCACUUUCCUCAAGGAAGUGCCACCCCCAUUUACACUGGUUUGCUGUCGGCGACUCUUUGAUGAUGGCACUGAGUCACUUGUGGAUGAGCCCACCGUGGGAGUUUCCCUUCCAGAACAAAAGGUGAAACCUGAGGAAGACUCUAACCCUGAGGAGGAAGAAGGAGAAUUAGCAUUAUGGUCUCCUGAUGUGAAGGUUAUUGAACUGGAGAAAGACAAAAAUGGUUUAGGAUUCAGCAUUUUAGACUAUCAGGAUCCCUUGGAUCCAACAAGAACAGCCAUUGUGAUCAGCUCCUUGGUGGCAGGUGGAGUAGCUGAGCGUGGUGGGGAGCUGUUACCGGGGGACCGCUUGGUCUUCGUCAAUGAGAAAUAUUUGGACAGCGCCACUUUGGCAGAGGCAGUGGAAGUGUUGAAAUCUGUGCCCCCAGGUACAGUUUCUCUUGGAAUCUGCAAGCCUUUGGUGGGAGAAAGCAGAGAGGAGGAGAACAUGCACAGUGUGGAUACCAGCAGCAUUAGAACCAGCCCUGGGUCUCCAGAACCAAUAGAUAACACUAAUUUCUCAAUAAUACUUGAAGCGCCACAGGGUUUCAGAGAUGAAACACCUUUUAAAGAAGAACUUGUUGAUGAACCACAUUUGGACUUGGGAAGGUCAUUUCAGCUUUCUCAAAAUGACGAUGAGGAUGAGAGGGAGUCCUGGGAGAUGUGUGAAUUCCUGAAACCCAGAACAGAAGACAUGGAUGAAGAACGGGAAAUGCUGGUGGAUGAGGAGUAUGAAGACGACUUCCUGAAAUACAAAGCAUCCUGUGGGCAGAAGGCAACUCCAGACAGGAACCUCGAUACAGAACGAUGGGCAAAGCAACUAGAGAGUACUGAAAUACAAGACUUGAGAUCCAGUGUUAAUUUAAGUCCAGAACAGUCCCUGGAAUAUCCAUUCAGUAAAGAUCAAAUGUGUGAAGAAAAUGCUACUAUAAGGUCACUCUUUCCUGAAACCACAGCACACAGUGGUUACCAGAAAGACAUCUUUGAUAUUGAAACUAGUCAGUCGGAAGAAAAAAGCAAGAUGGAUUUAGGGACAAAGCUGCAGAUUGACUCUAAAGGAUCUGGGCUUGCUAUUGAUUUGGAAGCUAUUGAAAAGGAAGAGCUAAAAGGAGAGAAUGAUGUUUUCUCUAAGAACCUGGAAUCUGGGAGAGUAACCACCUUAGCUCAACCUAGAACAGUGUCAUGCAGUGAAUUACCCGAGAGAGAAGAAGGAGAAGGAGAAGAAACUCCAAACUUCAGCCACUGGGGACCACCACGGACUGUUGAGAUCUUCAGAGACCCUCACGUGUCUCUUGGAAUCAGUAUUGUUGGUGGACAAACUGUCAUAAAGCGCCUGAAGAAUGGAGAGGAACUUAAAGGGAUCUUUAUCAAACAAGUUUUGGAAGACAGCCCAGCAGGAAGAACCAGGGCUUUAAAAACUGGAGAUAAAAUACUUGAGGUUUCUGGGAUAGAUCUCCAAAAUGCCACCCACGAGGAAGCAGUAGAAGCCAUCAAGAACGCGGGAAAUCCUGUUGUGUUUGUAGUUCAGGGUCUGGCUAACGUACCAAAAGUGGUUGCUCCCUCCCAGCCUAAGGGAAUCAAAGUCAGCAAAGAUCAGGAUGCAGGCAAAGAAAAUAAGAAUGAUAAGAGAAAAUAUGGGGCUCCACCUCCUAUGAAACUGCCACCUCCUUACAGAGCCCUUGAAAGGCUGCACGCAGAGGAAGCUGCCGUGGAUGAAGAGGAGGAUGAGGAUGCUUGUGCAGAGAAAAAAAUCAGGCAAAGAUAUGCAGAUCUCCCAGGAGAGUUGCACAUUAUUGAGCUUGAGAAAGACAAAAAUGGGCUGGGACUCAGCCUCGCUGGCAACAAGGACCGCUCCCGGAUGAGCAUCUUUGUAGUUGGGAUCAAUCCAGAUGGACCCGCGGGACGAGACGGAAGGAUGCACAUUGGUGAUGAGCUCCUAGAAAUAAACAAUCAGAUACUGUAUGGAAGAAGUCACCAGAAUGCUUCUGCAAUCAUUAAAACUGCCCCAUCAAAGGUCAAGCUGGUUUUCAUACGGAGUGAAGAUGCAGUCAAUCAGAUGGCUGUUACUCCCUUCCCAUUACCUUCAGGCUCCCAUUCUUCCAUCGAGGAUCACGGUGGCACCGAACCUGCAAGCGGUGAAGAAGACCCGAGUCUGGAAGUGGUCAUGAAAAGUUUGACUGAUGAGGAAUCCUGCAAAGCUGAUGUGAAACAUAAAGCUGAGAAAACAGUGGUGGCAGAUCAGCAGGAAACAAAGGAGCAGCUCCCAGAAAACGACCUCAACGAGAUCAAACAAUCCAAAUCUUCAACAAAAGUGCCAGUCAGCUUACAGGAGAUACCCCUGGAGCCAGCACCUACUUACCUUUCUCCAGACGCAGAAGUCACCAGCCGUGUCUUUCCACCUCCCCUACCUGUGGAUCCAGCAACAUGUCCCAUAGUUCCAGGGCAGGAGAUGACUAUAGAGAUAUCUAAGGGUCGGUCAGGCCUGGGACUCAGCAUCGUUGGGGGAAAAGACACUCCACUGGAUGCCAUAGUGAUCCAUGAAGUUUAUGAAGAGGGGGCAGCAGCCCGAGAUGGCAGACUUUGGGCUGGUGAUCAGAUUCUGGAGGUGAACGGGAUCGAUCUGCGGAAUGCCAGCCAUGAGGAAGCAAUCACUGCGCUCCGACAGACGCCCCAGAAGGUGCAGCUGGUUGUUUAUAGAAAUGAAGCACAUUACAAAGAUGAAGAAAACUUAGAGAUUUUCUAUGUAGAUAUACAAAAGAAAACAGGCCGAGGGCUGGGGCUCAGCAUAGCUGGGAAACGAAAUGGAAGUGGAGUGUUUAUCUCUGACAUUGUUAAAGGAGGAGCUGCAGACCUAGAUGGAAGAUUAAUUCAAGGAGAUCAGAUUUUGUCUGUAAAUGGGGAGGAUAUGAGAAAUGCCUCACAAGAGACUGUUGCCACUAUACUUAAGUGUGCCCAAGGCCUGGUGCAUCUUGAGCUUGGGAGAUUGCGAGCUGGAUCCUGGCUGUCAUCACGGAAAACAUCCCAAAACAGUCAGGCGAGCCAACAGAGUGUCCACAGCCACUUCCACCCCGCUCUUGCUCCAGUCCUCUCCACCUUACAGAAUUUUGUCAGCACAAAAAGAUCUUCAGCAGACGUGUCUCAGAGAAACUCAGGAGCCGAUAUGGGCCCAAGGACUGUGGAGAUAACAAGGGGCCCAAAUGAUGCACUUGGUAUCAGCAUAGCAGGAGGGAAGGGAAGUCCACUGGGAGAUAUUCCCAUUUUCAUUGCUAUGAUUCAAGCCAGCGGUGUGGCCGCACGGACCCAAAGACUCAGAGUUGGAGAUCGGAUUGUCAGUAUUAAUGGGCAACCUUUGGAUGGGCUGUCUCAUGCAGAUGCUGUUAAUCUACUAAAGAAUGCUUAUGGGAGCAUUAUCCUGCAGGUUGUGGCUGACACCAACAUCAGUGCCAUUGCCACCCAACUGGAGAGCAUGUCUGCGGGGUGCACCCUGAACUCAUCCUCAGAGCAUCCUUCUGAAGACCCCGAGGAGCAGCUGCAGAUGAUGGCAGAUUGAAACGCGGAGACCAGAUCGUGGCAGUGAACGGGGAGGCUCUGGAAGGCGUCACCCAUGAACAGGCCGUGGCCAUUCUGAAGCGCCAGAAAGGAACUGUGACAUUAACGGUGUUGUCAUGAGUGUCACUGCGCUCACGGAGAUAAAUACAGUUAUUUUAGAACAUCAGUAGAGCUAUAAUAACCCUGCUCAGCCCUGAUGUAAAGCAAACCCUGGCAAAAAUGAGUCAGUGUUCCCCCCGUUGCCAGGCAGGGUAGUGUGAAUCUCCAGCUUCAUUUAGCCUUCCACAUUUAUCAGCCUUUCUCCCCGCCCUCCCCGACUUCUGAUGGCUUUUGAAGUUUCUCUGGACAAGUUUAAUUAAGAAACUUCAAAGAACAGUAUCCGUUUUACUUUAUUUAAUGCAUCAGUUUAUCCCCACUAGUCUGAACCCAGGUUGCAACUGCUGAACCUGGAAUCAAUUCACACACAAAAGAGAAUUUAGAUCAUCAACUGAUCUCAUCUGAUGAGCAGAAAUAAAUGCCGAGUGACUUGUCAUCUCACUCAUGAUUUACUUAUGCUAAUUGUUCUUUCAAGUAUGCCAGAAAACAUUAGCAAUGUAAUUAAAUUACCACUGUUCCAAAUGAUGAAAUAUCAAAUUCUCCUCUGGGAAAUUAUUUGUGCUCGGCACAGUAAGUCUGAUAGUCAAAUGUGAACUUCUCAUGUUUAUCUCUUUGGGUAGGUCUGUGGAAGUUAGUCAGAGGUAAUUACUGUGAUGUGUCAAUUUACAGCCUUUAGCAUGAAAAAUAAACGAGGGGAGAGGGAAAUUUAUUUUUUUAGGCUUUUAAAAUGUUUGAGCCUUUUCAGAUAUUUAGGCAGCAUGAACAACAACAGCGUAGCUCAUUCUAUUCUAAUUAUAUUUUUUAAGAAGAAAUGUGCUGAUAUAUGCCAGGCAUGUCGCAUACAAAGGCAGUUGUUGUCGUGCCAAGUCGCAGCAUAAUUGUUCAUCCUGAAACUUUAAUGAAGACAAAAACUUUGCUUUGGGAAUGUGAUCGUGUAAUUCCAGGAAUGGGGUGAGGUGAGCGGUGCCUCCGCACAUUGUCUUUAAGGCUCUGUGAAGUUCAUCCAAACCAGCAAACUGAUUUACAGUUCCAGGGGUCUCCCCAGGAUCAGAUAGAGCAGGAAGAGGUUUUCACAGAUCACAGAGGAUGCUUCGCUCUUGGGGUGCUGGAGUUCAGUUUUGGAUAAUCCCAAGCACCACCGGGCAGAGAUGAGAUGAUCUCCCAAAGCUGGCUGCGGCACUUUAGGAUGAUGUUCCUCAGCCCCGUCCAGCAAGCUGGACAGCAGAGUCAAAGCCCCCAGCUAUAUUUUGGGUUUAAGCUAAGCCAGGCUGAGUGUGCUGAAGCCCACAAGGAGCCUUCCCAAGGCUGGUCCCGCUCUGGACCAGUCUCACCAUGGAGGUGGGAUGCAGGAACGCUCAUCCAGAAAUUAGCAACUUCAUUCUGUGUCACAGCUAUUCCUGCAGUGAUUAUAUGACCGUGGCCUUAGUGAUUUAGCAAAUGAAUUUGGCAGGCACAUUCAUGGCAGUGCAAGGCAUUGUGGGUUAAUCUCUCCAUCCAGAGGAGCAUGAGGGUUUUAAAGGAAGCAGCCCAGUCUGAUUUGGACUAUUUGGUAUAAUUUAUAAUGAUGAUGUAGCUGAGAGAAAUGAAAGGGGAGGCGGGGUAGGAAUUGGCUGCUUAUUUUGUGUGAAAAAUUCCAGGAAUUAAAUGGAUAAAAGAAUCAAAAUCUGCACUAUAAUAACUGAGUGAUGCAGGGGUGUGUUAAAGGUACAGUUGCUCUGUGUGUUUUAGUGGGUUUUUCCCAACUUUACAUACGAGGACAGAUCCUGAAGCAAGGUGAACUACACUGAGACAGGGAUGCUGCAGUUAGCUCUCAUGGAAAAGGAUUUUCCUUAUUUCAUUGGAAAGUUUUCCAUAACUUUAGGUAAUCACAAAGUGCAUUUAGCCUGCUGGAACCAUUGGUGGGUAUUCCCUUAAUAGUGCCUGGAAGAGACUUCUUGUUUUCUAUGGAUUCCCACUAUUUGAUUUACCAAGUAAAGUGUUAGUGGAAUCUUGAUUGUAGACGCACAGAAAUACCUUCAGAUGUAGCGAAUUGGGGGAAUUUUUAACAAACUGCCUUUGGUUGCAGAAGUAUCCAGGGUAUGCGGGAGUUAAAGGUGAGGUGUGAAGAGAGAUCCUCAGAAAGCAUAUGGAAUUUAUCAACCAAAGGGAAUGAUUCCUCUGUCCUGUGUUUUUAUAGCUGUUGUAUUCCAAAUUUAGGAUGUUGCCACAUUUAAUCAAUGAAGUUUUAGAUGGCUAUUUAUUAGCCCGUGAUGCACAUACAGUUCAUAUACAUAAGUAAUAGAAUUUAUGGGCUGAGAUAUUUUGCACUUCUCGUUGCUCAGAAGGAGAGAGAACAUUUUCUGCUUCUUGUAAUUUGCACUUUGUGUGUUGAAUAUAUUACUGCCAAAAAUUAUCUUGCAACUAAUUGAUAAACCAGUGACCAUGCAGAGAAGCGUGUGCUCCAUGUACAGGACCAAGUCAGAUAAUUAAAUUUGCAUUACGCUUGUCUGGGGUGAGGUGUUCUGGUUUGUUUAAAACUUUAUUUCUGUGCAAGGGAAAACAGCAAUUAAACCUCCUGAUUGUAUGUUUACGUAUUAUCAGUAAAAUGAGACAUUUUAUGACUUUAAAGAUUCUAAAUAAAGCUCGGUUACAUAAGUA